CAGCUGGUCCUUCCACUUUUGCCAUUGGCGUUAGAAAGAGCCUCAAUCAGAGUUGGAGAAAUCUGUGAUGUGGAUUUGGAUUUCCUGGAAGUACUUCAAUAUGAAGCAUGGUGGCAACGCUGGGGCCUGUUUAUAGCCCCUUCAAGUUGGUGUAAAACACGAUGAUGUGUGGUCUGCCUGGUAAAGAGGAGCAAUGCUGAAGAUGGUCACCGCUAGUGUGGGUGGGGCAGCUCCAUUCGCACUGGCUGCCGCGGCGCUCAUUCGGCCAAAUGCUGCGUCGCUGCUGUUCUUGCUGGCCUUUGCUUUCACUCAGUACCGGACAACUAGGCGGGACUGGUACUUGGUGUCCAGUAGUCAAGUGUGGACCUACGUCCUUCUUCUGGCGGCGGGGGUCAUUGUGGCUGAGGUGGCAGUGCAGCUCAGCUACCUGUCGCAGGGGGAAGAGUGGGCGCACUCAAGGGUCGCAAAGUUCUGGCUGUGGCUCCUUGGCUAUGAUGGUCCGGGCCCGUGGCGUGACUCGUCAGUUCUAGCCCUUUCCCUGGGGCCUCAGCUAGGGGUGAUUCUCACAGCAGCUUGUGCACUAUAUAGCGAGCUCCACUAUGCCCCCUGGCGAGCCCGGCGCUUGGCAGCAGACAGCAGCAUGUCCCGCUGGCGGAAGCUGGCCCGCCACGUCGGCUUCCCCGCUGCCGUGCUUCUUGCGGGCGCCCUCCGGCCCUCCCUGGUCGCCGCCCUCUACUUCCUUUUCGCCUGCGUCUCGCUGUCAUGCUGGGCGACUGUGAGGACCUUCAAUGGUUUCUUUUGGGCAUGGCGGCCCCUGUUGCUGUACUGCGGCGCGCACAGCCUUCUGCUGUACCUGUUUCAGUUCCCGGUUGUACAUACCAGCGCGCUUGCGGGACUGGCACAGGACGUGGGCCUCUACCAGAUUGACACGUGGACCUCAGGAGCGUGGCCAGAACUUGGACAGGCUGCCGCACUGCUCCUCCUCUUUGUCAUGUUGUCAGGGGCCAUCAGCCACCGGUUGGCCACGGGCGAGGACGAGCCCCCCGUUUUGGGCUCCCCGUUGAACGGCGUCAGCACCGACGAGGAUGACGUCAGCCCAACCCUGUCGCGGAGCAACUCACUCACGACCAGCCUUCUCGAGCGAGAGAUGGCAAAUGCGCGGGGAGACUCCAGCACGCCGUGGGUGGUUCGGCAGCGGCGAGUGGCUGUGCACUGGCAGGCCCUCCGGAGCUUCUACACGUACGGGUUUCCGCUGUGCCUGGUCGCCCUGGUGACGUGGAGCUUCGUGGACAUUUGCGUGGCGUCCUUCGGCCUGCUCGUCUUCGUGGCCUUCGUCUUCUUCUCCUUCCCGUCAUCCACGCGGCUGCAGCGCACCAACCCCAUCAUGCUCGCGUACAUCCUCCUCUGGACGCUCGCCAUGUACUUCUUUAAUGCAGCCGGUGUACGCGACCCGGACGCGUUUUGGACGGUCAUUGGGUUGUGGCGGUACCAUCGGCCGGGGGGCCUCAUUCUGGCGCAGUUCCUGCUGGCGGGGCUGAUGGCGCUCGACGUCUAUACGCGGAACAUCGUGCUGGAAGGAGACGCCGAAGAGGAGGCGGAAGCAGAUGGCGCACCACAGGGACGGCAGAGCCUGUACCAAGAAGCCCCGCCCCUGCCCGAGGCGCACGGUCACCGUAUCUUCGUGUUUGCGCUGGCCAGCUACUGCAUCCGCAAAAGCGCGCACGUCGGCGCGCUCGUCGUGCUCUUCUUCGUCGGCAUCUCCGCGCUCGACCUGCUGCACGCCAUCUACAUGGUGUUCUUUUUGGUGUACCUGGUAUUCCCGCGCAGCGCCAAGGUGCUCAGCAUCUGGCUCGUGACCUACUGCGAGGUGCACUUCGCCGUGCUGUACCUUUUCCGCCUCGCCUGGUUUCAGGGCCUGCGCACCGACGAGUGGCGGCCCAUCCUAGACGUCAUCGGUCUCUGGCGCCUUUCUGUGCUCAAGGACUUUGCCGGCGUGGCUGCUCUCCUCUGCUUCUCAGCCGUUCAGUACCACGGGGUCCGCAGCCUCAAGCAACUAGAAGGGGAAAACUUUCGCGACCGGAUGGAGAGCCACUGGUCCACCGCCAAGCUAACCGAAAUGGUUAGGACGGUUAACCGCGCCUAUCGUCAAUGGGGGAUCUACAUCGCUUAUGUCACCGCGCUACUAGUCGUCUACACAGUUCCCCACAGCUUCGUCGGCUUCACGUAUCUAGCCUUCCUCCUAACCUGGGUCAUCGCUAACCACGCGGUUAACAACGUGCGGCACUCGCGGUUAUGGGUCCCGUUCAUGGUGUUCCUGGGAGUGGUCGGCGUGCUGCGCUACGUCUUCGGCGCGUUCCCGAGUUUGCUCGCUUACGUCAUGCGGACGUUCGGGCUCUCCCGGGGGGUUAUGCAAGACAUAGGGUUCGACACCGGCUCUGCCCCCCUGAUCGAGAAGCUGUGGGACUGCGCCGUGCUGCUGUGCACGGUGCAAAUGUACCGAUACAACCGGUCGAUAUCCGGCCUGGACGAGGACUCGGUAGAAGACCCCGGGGAAGAGCCCAUCGAGCCAGUCUCCGGAAUCCUCGCGUUCCUCAAGCGCCUGGUGAUAAUCCACGCCCAUAAAGCGGUCGCGUUCGCCGUGUUUUACGCCGCUCUUUCCCCCGUCAGCCUAGUGGGGUUCGUGUACCUUCUCUUUCUAGUCGUCACGUGCCUCCUUCCCAAAACCUCCCAAACCCCGCCGCGAGUGUACAUAAUCUACACGGCCCUCCUAGCGGCCGCCGGAUACCUUUUCCAAAUCCUGGGGCACCAUAUCGCGGGCACGAGGUACGAGCGGCUUCUUGAGUGGAUUGGGUUCGAGGUCUGGGGGGAGGGGUUCUACGCAACCGAAGCCGGUCUCCUUAGCAAAGUCCUAGUUCUUGCCGCCUCAGUACUGCAGCUAGUCAGCCUCGCGUGGCUCGACUCCCUUCCCCCCUCCUUGAAAGGAGACGCUAACGACGUAGAACCGUGCUCGCUCUUCGCUUCCCACGCCGCAAGUGCCGCCCCCUCCGCCCAAACCCCCCCCAGCCUGCGCCCGGUUAACCAACUAACCCCGAUCCGAACCGCCCGGAGGUCGUCCGACACGAAGCUGCUACGGCGCGGGCGUCCGGAAACCGAGCCCCUGCUGGGGGAUCCCCCAACCUCGGAGUCGGGUAAGCGUGCACCAGUCCCGCGAACGCCCCCUGAACCCAGUGAGACCGCGUCGUUCCAGGGGGUUGACGUGGCAGAGACUCCGACGCCCCCUCGGUUGAGCACAAGCAGCAGCGCGGGGGUGCGCGCGCUCAAGUGGGCGCGCCGGGCGCACCAGGCGCUGAAGCAGGAGCGCUACCAGGCGCAGCUGCGCAGUGUGAAGGUGCACCUCAAGCACUGCGCCGAGCACUUCUUCCUCUUCCAGGGCCUGGAGCUCACCAUGCUAGUCCUCCUGUUCGCGGCGUUUGCGGUGCUCAACGUAUUCUCGCUGGUUUACGUGGCGAUACUGGGGGCGUGCGUGGUUAUGGAGAGGCGGAGUGUGCGGCGCGUGUGGCCGUAUCUAGUGGGCUUGUUUGCCGGGAUUCUGUUGGCGGAAUAUGCGAUUCUGGGGGGUCUGCCCUGGGGCAACAACGGGGGGGAGAGGAGCUGUCACGGGUGCUGGGACUGCACGGAGGCGAAUGACCGCCACUGCUGGAUGUGCUGGCUAGGCGCUGCCGCCGACGAGAAGCAGAUGAUUGCGGCCCACUUUUUGGUGUUCCUGCUGGCGGCCUAUCAGCACCGUGUCCACGUGGCACUCGGAGACACGCCCGCAGGGCGCUACCGUCCAGUGCCCAUCUCUGCGGCGAUGAAGGACGCGUGGCGGCCCAUGACGUACGACAGCGUUAACCAGUGGACGUGGCUCGACCACGUGCGCUUCUGGUUCUACAGGCACCUGCUGCUGCUCGUCUUGACACUCGUCUUCGCGACGGGGUCCCUCAACUACGACCUGCUCCACUUCGGCUACCUCGCCUUCUCGCUCGUCUUCUUCCGCAUACGCAGCCAGAUCAUGGACAAGGGGAACGCCAUCCUCAACUUUUUGCGCCUGUACAACUUCCUGCUUAUCAUCGCAUCGCUUAUCUACCAAGCGCCCGCGUUUGAGUACAAAACAGCGCGCUCGUGCAGCCUGCCGUACGACAUCUGGAACAUCAUUGGGCUGUACAAGUACGAGUAUGGCGUGACAAUGAGCGCACAGGGCGCCCUGGUGGACAUGAUUAUCUUCUCCGCGGUCGCCCUUCAAUCUUGGGUCUUCACCACCCCCGAGCACGCCCAGGUGCGCCAGUAUCUAGAGGCGGAAGAGAUGUACGCGCGUGCGCAGGCGCACGAGCGGCGCGCGGACUGGAAGAAGCAGGAGCUCCAGCGGAUCCAACGGACGGAGGAGGUGAAGCGGAACCGGCGGGCGCAGGUCAACAAGAUGAAGAAAGACAUCGUGCAGAUGAAAACGCGGUUAGACUUCCUUAACAGCGCGGUUACGCCGUCCCCGCAGCCGUCGUUUGAGCUGCAAGAACAGCGGGUCGAGGGGAGACCGGCCUCGCGAAAGCUGGACUUUGCUUCCGAAACCCCCCCUCGGGAGCCCAGCUUAGCAACCCCCCCGGGGAGGCGCCCCGAGGGGUUGGCUCUGCAAAGACGGACUCGGAGUAUGGAGAGCGUGCUAGGAACAGACGGGGGGUCGUCUAAGGAAGCGUUCGGCAGUCCGGAAAUAGAACCUGAGGCCCUGUAUGCGGAACCUACGGUCCCGGCGCGGUUAGGCAACGGACGCAUGUCGCAGCUUGACAGGGCCACGUCGGACUCGGAGGUCGCCCGGCGGAACGUCCGGCUGCUUGCCGGGAUGCACUUUCUGGGCGACGGGAUCACGCAGGUGCAGACUUUGGGAAAUCGCGCGCUCGCGAAUCUGGUAGACUAUCUCAAACUAGAUGAGGAACAAGACGAGGCGGAAGGGGAGCUGUUUGGCGCGGUGCCGAUCGUUCACGCGGUUGACGCCGAGGACCCGGUUCUAAACGAGAGCCCCCGACAGCGCGAGGAGAAGCCGAGCGAGAAACCGGCCCCCGCGCUGCGGCGGUCCGGCAGCUGGCCGCGCUCCGUGGGGGAGGAACCGGGGCGGAAAAAGGGGGAGGGCGGCAGCGUUGGGGACUCGAUGCGGCAGCUGGGGAUCAUCGCGGGCUACGUGGCGCGGCUGCUGCGCGCCAACACCCACGUGGUCUGCUACGCGCUUUUCGUCGUCGUGUUCGUGUGGAACUUCAGCCUGCUGACGUCAGCAUACGGCGCGGCGCUGUUCGGGUACGUGCUGCUCGCGAGCCCGGGGCCGGGGGGGGUGUUCUGGCUCGGGGUGCUCAUUUACACCGAGUUCAACAUCCUGGUCCAGUACACGUACCAGAUCCCCGUCAGCAACAGCUGCAAGAUCGUCGACCCCGCGAGCGGGUGGGCCAAGCUCAUCGAAUACUGCGGCAUCCGAAGUUACCAAAACUCGUUCUUCCUGAGCGUGCUCCCGCUCUUCCUCGUCUAUCUCGCCACUCUAGUUCACAGCUCGCUGACGAAACGUGACGGGGAGUGGACGCUCGUCAGCGGGGAUACGAUCUUCGGGUCCCGCAAGCGAACCUCGCGAGACAUUGAAACCGGGUCGAGUUUCGGGUCGGGCCUAACCGGGUUCGCAACCUGGACCGGCUCCCUGCUGCACCGCUUCCGGAUGUUCUGGCAGGGGAUCGUUUCCGGUUGCGAAGCACCCCCCCAUUUCGUCUUACUCACGAUGCGCGUGAGUAAGUGGCCGGAGGGGGGAAUCCAGCCCGAGAGCAUCGAGGCCGGGAUGAACCGGCUGCUGGCGGCCGUUCACACUGAGGGCGCGCGCUUCGGGCCCCGCCGUGUAAAUACCCCCUCCGGGGGAUCCCUCGUCCGCGUCGAGAGCAUCGACCAGUCCCCCGACCGCCCAAACGAAGCCGUGGCUGUUCUCGAAGUCCUCCACGUGGCAGCGCCUCGCAAGCCCGGCAGCAAGGAGACGCUGACGCCCGCCGCUGACGUGGCAGCGGAGGUGCAGAGAAUGCGCGAGGAGAAGCGCGAGCAGGUGUGCGGCUUUCCGUACCCGAUCGAGUCGGUGGUGGCGGGGGGGCGGCGAGAGGUUGACCUAUACGCAUAUGUUUUCUUCGCGGAUAUGCUGAGUUUCUUCUUCGUGGCGCUGUUCUACCAGUCGGCGGUGGGCGCGCACAAGUCGAUCUUUGCGGCGGCUUACGAGCAGGAUCAGUUCCCCAAGGAGUUCGUCUACGUGCUUCUGACGCUCUUCAGCCUGAUGGCCAUCGACCGCAUCCUGUACCUGUGCUCCUUUGCGCGCGCCAAGCUGGUCUACUACUUCGCGUCGCUCCUCCUCUUCACCGGCUACACCGUCCGUCUCUUCUGGAACCCGCGACUCGUCGACGGGCGUAUGACGUUCCAGCUCUUCUUUCUGUUGCGCGCACUUUCUCUCGGCCUCACGGCGACCCAGAUCAAGUACGGCCCGCCGCGGGACUCCGCGCAUGGGCAGUUCCUCAUGCGGCGGGUGGACUAUCUGCACUCGGUCGGGUUUACCAUCUACCGGGUGCUGCCGUUCGUCUACGAGCUGCGGACGGUCCUCGACUGGUCGUGCGCCAACACUGCGCUGAUGCUCUACGACUGGCUCAAAAUGGAGGACAUCUACGCGAGCUUGUACACGGUCACGUGCGACCUGAAAUUGAACCGGGAGCGGCACAAGCUGGGCAGCCGUCAAGAGUUCGCCUACAAGUUCUGGUCGGGGUUUGUGGUGUUCCUCGCGCUGUGCACCACCAUUUGGGCGCCCAUGGUGCUAUUCAGCACGGGCAAUCCGACCAACUACUACAACCCCAUUCAGGACGUCCGUAUGGCCGUGUAUCUAGACACCCAGGAGGGCACGUUCCCCGUGUAUGAGGCCGGGGCGCGCCGGCGCAUCGAGUUCUACAAGCCCGCGGAGGACGCGUUUUUGCAGCCGUUUGAUGUGCACGAAAUUCAGCUCGUGUGCUGCUUCUCGGACGCGGAUGCCAUCUGGCAGGUGCCCCCUCCGACACAGCGCAGCCUGGUCAAGAUUCUCGCGCAGCCCGCCCAGCUGCGCACCGUUUGGACAUUCACCCGCGCGCGUCCGCUGGAAAACGCAGUCGUGGCGAACGGAACGGACUACUCCCGGGAGAGCCCGCAAGAGGUCGCCGACAUGCUCUCCCGCGUGCUCAACGGAACGGCGGAUGCCGCCGGAUUUCCGCACCUGUACCCGAAGUACUUCCGGCUCCCCGGGCUCGGCCCGCCGCGCGCGCUCGAGGGCACGCAGGAUGUGUUUGUGGGCGGCAACCUGACGUUCCACGGCGGCCCCACUCCCUGGUGGUCCUUCGAGCGCUUUCCGGCGGAGGACGACACCGACCGGGACGACUGCCGCCACGAGGGGGGCCCGAUGGCCGUCGCUGUCUCGGAAGAAGUGCCCGGCGGCUUCAUUGGCACCACGCUGUCCAAGUUCGGCCUGGCAGGCUUGUACAUUACGUUUGUGUUGGGCGUUCAUCGGUUAGUCCGGCUGCAGUCGUCCGACUUGAGGAUGAGGAUCCCGUACGAAAACUUCCCGUCAUGUGACAGGUUGGUUGCGAUCUGCGAAGAUAUAUAUGCAGCUCGGGCUGAGGGCGAGUUGGAGUUGGAAGAAGGAUUGUUUUGGACGUUGAUAAAGAUAUAUCGAUCGCCUCACAUUCUUAUGGAGUACACGAAAGCCGAUAAGGUGGAUUGAAUUCAGCUGUCACUACCUGACCGUUACUGACAUCUUUUUGACAACCUGUUCCUAUCAUUGGUCAAACUCUUUGAAGCACUCGACGAGCU
Molecule: messenger RNA, 7869 nt
Organism: Klebsormidium nitens
Lineage: Eukaryota; Viridiplantae; Streptophyta; Klebsormidiophyceae; Klebsormidiales; Klebsormidiaceae
Source: the annotation of a GenBank genome assembly